CUGGAUGCCUACGAAGCCUGCUUGCGCUCAUGCCGAAAAUGAACCCGAUCAGAUCGGUUGAUUGACGCGCAGUGCGUGAACUCAGGUUUCACACGAAAUGCACGACUGGCCAGUUCCCUCGGUGCAAUCCGGACUUGAUCGCCUCUGAACGCUCAAAAUCAGGAGUUAGCAGGACGUCGAGCGUGUCGCUUCCAUGACGAAUUGAAGUUUUUGAUACGUUUCUACUGCAUUGGUAGAACUGUGGGCUGAGCAUGCUUGCCUUGUGCAGACUACAACAAGUGCCAAUAUACUCGAUACAACUGAUCGCAAAGGGUGAAGCAGCUGUACACUCGCCAGAUUCCCCUGGAACGCCAACGAUACCAUCUUCGGCACGGGAGUAUGCUUGGACGUUCUUGCCCCUCCAGCUUCCAUUAGACCCUGAUCAGACUCCAAUUUCGAUCGGUCGCCGUGCCGAUGAUCGUACCCGGUGAUAUUCUGCACUAGAGACUUAGUCACCAGGCCACGGAACUCCAAAUUCGAGAUUACAUUCCUCCAAAGUCACCAACGCGAGCAUUCCGAGGGAGUGUCUGGAGCUGAUCGUGCUGGGUCAUCAUGGUGUUUGGUAAGCGCAUCCCGUCUCAUCCACGAGAUUUGCAAGCAGUAGCGGGGGAACAGCACUCUUCGUCCCCAUCUGCUCCUCGUGGCAAGAAGCAACGGGAGACUGGAACAUGGGCAGCAGCCAGCUUUCUUUAUCCAAUUACUGGAGCCGAAUUCCAAGCAGCGAUUUCCCUCACCAUCAACUUGGUACCGUAUCUAGCAGGGACUAUGCACCAUUCCAUAUCCGAGUCGACGAAAAUCACCAACAACUUCACGGGGACAUGUUACAUCUUGACAGUGGUGGGAGGAUUCUUCGCGGACAGCUACUUAGGAACAUACUGGACCAUCGCCGGAGGCUCGGUCAUCACCGCCCUGGGCUUAGGCUUAUUGACAUUCACUGCUGCGUACCAGGGACUGCGGCCGGCCGAGUGUACGCCCACCGCAACAACGCACUGCAGCGGUGCGGGAGUUCGCGACAUGGCACCGCUCUAUGUGGCGCUGUACACGAUCGCUUUGGGAACAGGAGCGGUGAGACCGAACACGGCAGCGAUCGGGGCGGACCAGUUUGAUGGUUCUUCAGACAUCGAGAAGGAGCAAGGCGUUCGAUUCUUCGUUUGGUUUUACUUUUUCACCAACCUCGGCUUGCUUGUGGCCUUCACUCUCGGUGUGUACAUUCAGGACAACGUCGGUCGAGGCUGGGGCUACGGCUUCUCCUUAGCACUCUACCUCGUUGCCGUGCUCACCUUCUUCCUCGGCUCGUCCCGCUUCCGUCACAAGCCGCCGUCUGGCAGCUUUCUCACCCGAAUCGCGCAGGUCGUGGUCGCUUCCUUGCGCAAGCUCCGACUGACCAUCCCAGACGACACCUCGGAGCUGUACAACGCGGCACUCCCGGGGAGCGACUACCUCCACCACACCUCGAGUUUCAGGUUCCUGGACAGAGCAGCAAUCAUAUCCGCGACGGAUCGAGAAGAACUGCAAGCGUGCGAGACGCCGACGAGAUGGCGACUGUGCUGCGUGACACAAGUGGAGGAGUCGAAGCGCAUUCUGCAGAUGCUGCCCAUCUGGGCCACCACGGCCGUGGUUUCCAUCGUCUUCUCGCAGCUGUCGACGUUCACUGUGUCGCAGGGCAGCACGCUGGACCGGCGGCUGGGCUCGCAUUUCACAGUGCCGUCGCCAUCGCUCAACUCCAUCGUGGUGCUCGUCACUCUGAUCACAGCUCCGAUUUACGAUGCCAUCUUCGUUCCGUUCGUGCGGAGGUACACACACCACCCGUACGGGUUCAGCACGCUCCAGCGACUGGGCGCAUCCAUCACCUUCGCCAUAGUGGCUAUGGCCAUCGCGGCGCUCGUCGAGGGCAGGCGCAUUCAGGACGUCCGACGGCUGCAUCUGCAGCAGACCCCGCUGGGAACUUUCGUGCUGCCGAUGAAAAUGUGGUGGCUCGUUCCGCAGUAUGUUGUUUCGGCCAUGAUGGAACUGACUCUCUUCAUAUCCCAGUACCAGUUUUUCUACCACGAAGCGUCUGACGGCACCCGCAGCAUUGCGAGCUCCUUCACCUACUCCGCGUCUGCCAUGGGCUACUACUUGAGUACCGUCCUGGUGGACGUUACGAACCGAGCCACCCGUCACCAGAAGGGAGGCAGCUGGCUGACCGGCAAUCUGAACGACGGAGGCCUCGAGAAGUUCUACUGGCUCCUCGCGGUGAUUUUGGCUUGCGACCUCGUCGUCUUCUUAGUCUGCUCUCGCCUUUACACCUACAAGUAUGACUGGUAUCACGAAGACGUGCAACAGAUGCCGGAUUGCAAUGGUGACAGCGACUUCGAAGGCGCACUAUCUUCGCCCCGACCUGAUGUUGCCAGGGCAUGGGAGCUUCAGUGACAACCAUCAGAUCUCAAGCGUCUGGAAUGAUUACAGCUAUUUUUCCUUGCAUGCUGAAUAAUUUCUGGAGGUGGAUCAUCCUCCGAAAGCGCAAUCUAUCUAGUACUCCAAUUACUCUUCAUACCAUAUCACCUUUCCGGAAAACUGUGUCUAGGACUCUGAACAAGUGCAAGAAACUCAUACAUGUGUGAUGGUCGACCUGAUUCGGCAACUUGCAUGCGAAUAUCGAUUACAAAAUUCUUUCCAUCAUUCUUCAACCAACCAAAAACAAGUUUCCGGCUCAUUGGCAAACCAAACAAUUACGGUAAAGAAGUUCCUGGCGAUAUAUUUCUAUUCGAUUACAAGGCCUGCGUAUCGUCGGCGAGCUAGAAAGCUCAAGUCCGAAGAUGGGAAUGAAAAAAGCGUCCGGCUUGAAAGCCGAGAACCUAAGAUAGAAGUUCAACGUCGCAGUCUAAGCGGAUUGAGCUUCUCACGGUCUACGGACCCACAGACCUACGGAGAUUAUGAGCGACCACACGAAGCUCGAAGGGAUUGAUUGUCCUCGCAGCACUGCCGCUGACUCUUGUGCUGGAGCUGAUGUCACUCCUGGUCCGCUUGGAGGCGC
Marchantia polymorpha subsp. ruderalis is the source of this 3055-nucleotide messenger RNA. The record is from the annotation of a GenBank genome assembly. NCBI's taxonomy places the organism in Eukaryota, Viridiplantae, Streptophyta, Marchantiopsida, Marchantiales, Marchantiaceae.